Molecule: messenger RNA, 12462 nt
Organism: Closterium sp. Yama58-4
Lineage: Eukaryota; Viridiplantae; Streptophyta; Zygnematophyceae; Desmidiales; Closteriaceae
Source: the annotation of a GenBank genome assembly
AUGAAACGGCUACGAUCGUCGGAUAGCAACUUCUGGAAAAUCCGCCCCGGCUUCUCGCCUAACGAAAACGGCUCGAGUAGUGUUCACGUGUCCGGCCGGGAAAGGCUGUUCCGCCGCGCGUCUGCUCAGAGCCGGCACUGGGAUUGGGUGGAAAACGAUUCUGGCGGCGAUAAUCCCUUGGGCGACGGUGAUAAGGUCGACGAUUCUUAUGGCUCCGACAAUUUCUAUAGCCCUGCUGAUUCCGAUGGUGACCGCAGAAAUCCCUAUGCUGGUCAUAAAGCCUAUGGUUCCAAUAAAAGCUACGGCCAGGAUUCACUGCGCGCCGAUGGUGGGUCGCCCGUGAUCCCGCACGACGUCGCCAAGGCUCUCGUGGAUAGCUUGGCGAAGGUUCACGAAAGCGCUCGCGAAAACGACGAAGAUGAUGGCGAUUUUUAUGCUUUGACAUCUGAGGCGCCUCAGGAACACGAAUCGGUUCAAGAACCGCAACCACUGGCUGUGCCGGCUGCAAAGGAAGCAGCAAAUUUAGAGUCGGAUCGUGAUCGGGCCUCGCGUGGAGCCGCGCUUAGAGCCGCGCGAGAUUUCUCCCACACGCCUGUUGAUUUUCAGACGCCAGCUGUUGCACGGGGUAGCAGUGGUAACCAGCGCUCUGGUAACCACCGUGUAGACUCUGAAGCGCGCCGUGGGCAUAAUAGGAGCAGUGAGGAGGAGUUGGUGCUGAGUUCCUGGUGCUGGCCUGCUGAGUCAGCACUUGCUGACUCAGCCUCGUCUGGAGGCGCGUCAUCCGUUGCUGCGGGCAGCGGCGAGGCGGCGGUGGUGCGACAGCUGGCGUUCAACGGUUGGUCGUCUGACGUGGUUCGGGUUGCCCCGCCAGGACGCAUCGCUCCUCGCCGAAAGGCGUCGAUUGCAAAGCCGCUGCUGAUCACCUCCCUGCUCUGUGGUGCUGCGCUGCUAUACCGAGGGACUCUGACCGACAAAGGCAUCCCUCUGCUACACUCACGUCGGGAUUCAGUCACCACCAUCAGCGCUCAUGAAGUUGCGUCAUCCCAGGAGACUGCUAAGGAGAGGCGAGGGCAGAAGGCAGGAGCAGCUGGAGGGGAGGUAGAGGAUGGAAGAGAGGAGCAGAGAAGAGAAGGCAUGGGGUUGGAAGCGAGUGAGGAAGAGAGUGUGAAGGAAGAUGGGAAGGAGAGCGGAGAGGGAGAGUUGGGGAGUGUGUUGGGGGAGGGGGAGGUGGAGAGGAGAGGGGCUGAGGUUGGGGCAUGGAGAGGAGAGGUGGUGGGAAGGGGGAAGGAGGAGAGGAUGAGGGUGGUGGUGGCGCCUCAUGUUAACCCGGAGCAUGCCCGCUUGCUGGAAGGAUUGAAAGAGCUUCAGGUGAUAGGUGCUGACGUGGCACCAGCUGGCAUCUGCACGAGGAGGGAGUUUGCCACGUGGCUGAUGGCGUUCAGUGAGAAGCUCUCGGCCUCGCCCACCGAUAGGGUGUAUCCCGCCAUGUUUAUAGAGGGGAUAUCGGAACAGGCCUAUGCUGACGUGGCACCUGAUGACAAGGAUUUUGCUGCCAUUCAAGGCCUGGCCGAAGCUGGCAUUCUGCCGAGCUUGUUGGGUCGGAGGGACGAGGUGGGAGGGGCAGCGGCAGGGGAAGGUGCAGGGGAGGGGGAGGCACUAUUCCGGCCAGACAGUCCCCUCACCCGUCAGGAUCUGCUGACGUGGCGCUUUGCUCUGGAGUACUCCCACCUGCCGCCGGCCGACCUCGUCGCCCUGCGCCACACAUGUGGGCUCAUCGAUGCUGCCCGAAUCUCCCCUGCAGCCCAAAGAGCCCCCGUUACGCACGCUCAGGCUGCUGCGGCGCUCACGUUCGGCCGAACCUACGAGACGGUGAACGAGGCUGCGGUUCGGGUGGAGGUGGCAGAGGCUCGGAAGGCAGCUGACGUGGCGAGGCAGGAGGCUGAGUCAGCAAGGAAAGAAGCUGCGCGAUUGGCCGAGGAGAUGGAGAGAGUGAGAAGGGAGGAGGAGGAGGAAGUAAGGAAGGAGAAAGAAGAGCGAGAGAGUGUGGAGAGGGAAAGGGAGUCACUAAGAGAAGAGGUAGAGAGGCUAAGAGCUGAGAUUGCCAGUGUUGGCAGGGUUAGCUCUAGCAGUGGUGAUGCUGAUGGUGGGGUUGAAGGGAAGUUGAGUAGUGCAAGUGGGGGGCUGGAAGGAGGGGAGGAGGAAGAUGCAAUUGGGGUGGCAGGCGAAGGGGUGCAAGGGCUCGUCAGCGAGAGGGAGGCAGGAGGAGGAGGUGCGAGUGUGGAAGGCAGCGCUUCUGAUGGGACGGAGGAGGGCAGAUCUUCCGAUGGUGUCGAUGCCUGCACAGCAGGCACAGCGUGGCACCACCAGAAGAUCUUCCGAUGGUGUCGAUGCCUGCACAGCAGGCACAGCGUGGCACCACCAGAAGAUCUUCCGAUGGUGUCGAUGCCUGCACAGCAGGCACAGCGUGGCACCACCAGAAGAUCUUCCGAUGGUGUCGAUGCCUGCACAGCAGGCACAGCGUGGCACCACCAGAAGAUCUUCCGAUGGUGUCGAUGCCUGCACAGCAGGCACAGCAGGCACAGCGUGGCACCACCAGAAUAUCUUCCGAUGGUGUCGAUGCCUGCACAGCAGGCACAGCGUGGCACCACCAGAAGAUCUUCCGAUGGUGUCGAUGCCUGCACAGCAGGCACAGCGUGGCACCACCAGAAGAUCUUCCGAUGGUGUCGAUGCCUGCACAGCAGGCACAGCGUGGCACCACCAGAAGAUCUUCCGAUGGUGUCGAUGCCUGCACAGCAGGCACAGCGUGGCACCACCAGAAGAUCUUCCGAUGGUGUCGAUGCCUGCACAGCAGGCACAGCAGGCACAGCGUGGCACCACCAGAAGAUCUUCCGAUGGUGUCGAUGCCUGCACAGCAGGCACAGCGUGGCACCACCAGAAGAUCUUCCGAUGGUGUCGAUGCCUGCACAGCAGGCACAGCGUGGCACCACCAGAAGAUCUUCCGAUGGUGUCGAUGCCUGCACAGCAGGCACAGCGUGGCACCACCAGAAGAUCUUCCGAUGGUGUCGAUGCCUGCACAGCAGGCACAGCGUGGCACCACCAGAAGAUCUUCCGAUGGUGUCGAUGCCUGCACAGCAGGCACAGCGUGGCACCACCAGAAGAUCUUCCGAUGGUGUCGAUGCCUGCACAGCAGGCACAGCAGGCACAGCGUGGCACCACCAGAAGAUCUUCCGAUGGUGUCGAUGCCUGCACAGCAGGCACAGCAGGCACAGCGUGGCACCACCAGAAUAUCUUCCGAUGGUGUCGAUGCCUGCACAGCAGGCACAGCGUGGCACCACCAGAAUAUCUUCCGAUAGUGUCGAUGCCUGCACAGCAGGCACAGCGUGGCACCACCAGAAUAUCUUCCGAUGGUGUCGAUGCCUGCACAGCAGGCACAGCGUGGCACCACCAGAAUAUCUUCCGAUGGUGUCGAUGCCUGCACAGCAGGCACAGCGUGGCACCACCAGAAGAUCUUCCGAUGGUGUCGAUGCCUGCACAGCAGGCACAGCAGGCACAGCGUGGCACCACCAGAAUAUCUUCCGAUGGUGUCGAUGCCUGCACAGCAGGCACAGCGUGGCACCACCAGAAUAUCUUCCGAUAGUGUCGAUGCCUGCACAGCAGGCACAGCGUGGCACCACCAGAAUAUCUUCCGAUGGUGUCGAUGCCUGCACAGCAGGCACAGCGUGGCACCACCAGAAGAUCUUCCGAUGGUGUCGAUGCCUGCACAGCAGGCACAGCGUGGCACCACCAGAAGAUCUUCCGAUGGUGUCGAUGCCUGCACAGCAGGCACAGCAGGCACAGCGUGGCACCACCAGAAUAUCUUCCGAUGGUGUCGAUGCCUGCACAGCAGGCACAGCGUGGCACCACCAGAAUAUCUUCCGAUGGCACAGCGUGGCACCACCAGAAGAUCUUCCGAUGGUGUCGAUGCCUGCACAGCAGGCACAGCGUGGCACCACCAGAAUAUCUUCCGAUGGUGUCGAUGCCUGCACAGCAGGCACAGCGUGGCACCACCAGAAGAUCUUCCGAUGGUGUCGAUGCCUGCACAGCAGGCACAGCGUGGCACCACCAGAAGAUCUUCCGAUGGUGUCGAUGCCUGCACAGCAGGCACAGCGUGGCACCACCAGAAUAUCUUCCGAUGGUGUCGAUGCCUGCACAGCAGGCACAGCGUGGCACCACCAGAAGAUCUUCCGAUGGUGUCGAUGCCUGCACAGCAGGCACAGCGUGGCACCACCAGAAGAUCUUCCGAUGGUGUCGACGCCUGCACAGCAGGCACAGCGUGGCACCACCAGAAUAUCUUCCGAUGGUGUCGAUGCCUGCACAGCAGGCACAGCGUGGCACCACCAGAAUAUCUUCCGAUGGUGUCGAUGCCUGCACAGCAGGCACAGCGUGGCACCACCAGAAUAUCUUCCGAUGGUGUCGAUGCCUGCACAGCAGGCACAGCGUGGCACCACCAGAAUAUCUUCCGAUGGUGUCGAUGCCUGCACAGCAGGCACAGCGUGGCACCACCAGAAGAUCUUCCGAUGGUGUCGAUGCCUGCACAGCAGGCACAGCAGGCACAGCGUGGCACCACCAGAAUAUCUUCCGAUGGUGUCGAUGCCUGCACAGCAGGCACAGCGUGGCACCACCAGAAUAUCUUCCGAUAGUGUCGAUGCCUGCACAGCAGGCACAGCGUGGCACCACCAGAAUAUCUUCCGAUGGUGUCGAUGCCUGCACAGCAGGCACAGCGUGGCACCACCAGAAUAUCUUCCGAUGGUGUCGAUGCCUGCACAGCAGGCACAGCGUGGCACCACCAGAAGAUCUUCCGAUGGUGUCGAUGCCUGCACAGCAGGCACAGCGUGGCACCACCAGAAUAUCUUCCGAUGGUGUCGAUGCCUGCACAGCAGGCACAGCGUGGCACCACCAGAAGAUCUUCCGAUGGUGUCGAUGCCUGCACAGCAGGCACAGCGUGGCACCACCAGAAGAUCUUCCGAUGGUGUCGAUGCCUGCACAGCAGGCACAGCAGGCACAGCGUGGCACCACCAGAAUAUCUUCCGAUGGUGUCGAUGCCUGCACAGCAGGCACAGCGUGGCACCACCAGAAUAUCUUCCGAUAGUGUCGAUGCCUGCACAGCAGGCACAGCGUGGCACCACCAGAAUAUCUUCCGAUGGUGUCGAUGCCUGCACAGCAGGCACAGCGUGGCACCACCAGAAUAUCUUCCGAUGGUGUCGAUGCCUGCACAGCAGGCACAGCGUGGCACCACCAGAAGAUCUUCCGAUGGUGUCGAUGCCUGCACAGCAGGCACAGCGUGGCACCACCAGAAUAUCUUCCGAUGGUGUCGAUGCCUGCACAGCAGGCACAGCGUGGCACCACCAGAAGAUCUUCCGAUGGUGUCGAUGCCUGCACAGCAGGCACAGCGUGGCACCACCAGAAGAUCUUCCGAUGGUGUCGAUGCCUGCACAGCAGGCACAGCGUGGCACCACCAGAAUAUCUUCCGAUGGUGUCGACGCCUGCACAGCAGGCACAGCGUGGCACCACCAGAAUAUCUUCCGAUGGCACAGCGUGGCACCACCAGAAUAUCUUCCGAUGGUGUCGAUGCCUGCACAGCAGGCACAGCGUGGCACCACCAGAAGAUCUUCCGAUGGUGUCGAUGCCUGCACAGCGUGGCACCACCAGAAUAUCUUCCGAUGGUGUCGAUGCCUGCACAGCAGGCACAGCGUGGCACCACCAGAAUAUCUUCCGAUGGUGUCGAUGCCUGCACAGCAGGCACAGCGUGGCACCACCAGAAUAUCUUCCGAUGGUGUCGAUGCCUGCACAGCAGGCACAGCGUGGCACCACCAGAAUAUCUUCCGAUGGUGUCGAUGCCUGCACAGCAGGCACAGCGUGGCACCACCAGAAGAUCUUCCGAUGGUGUCGAUGCCUGCACAGCAGGCACAGCGUGGCACCACCAGAAUAUCUUCCGAUGGUGUCGAUGCCUGCACAGCAGGCACAGCAGGCACAGCGUGGCACCACCAGAAGAUCUUCCGAUGGUGUCGAUGCCUGCACAGCAGGCACAGCAGGCACAGCGUGGCACCACCAGAAUAUCUUCCGAUGGUGUCGAUGCCUGCACAGCAGGCACAGCGUGGCACCACCAGAAUAUCUUCCGAUAGUGUCGAUGCCUGCACAGCAGGCACAGCGUGGCACCACCAGAAUAUCUUCCGAUGGUGUCGAUGCCUGCACAGCAGGCACAGCGUGGCACCACCAGAAUAUCUUCCGAUGGUGUCGAUGCCUGCACAGCAGGCACAGCGUGGCACCACCAGAAGAUCUUCCGAUGGUGUCGAUGCCUGCACAGCAGGCACAGCGUGGCACCACCAGAAGAUCUUCCGAUGGUGUCGAUGCCUGCACAGCAGGCACAGCGUGGCACCACCAGAAGAUCUUCCGAUGGUGUCGAUGCCUGCACAGCAGGCACAGCGUGGAACCACCAGAAGAUCUUCCGAUGGUGUCGAUGCCUGCACAGCAGGCACAGCGUGGCACCACCAGAAGAUCUUCCGAUGGUGUCGAUGCCUGCACAGCAGGCACAGCGUGGCACCACCAGAAGAUCUUCCGAUGGUGUCGAUGCCUGCACAGCAGGCACAGCGUGGCACCACCAGAAGAUCUUCCGAUGGUGUCGAUGCCUGCACAGCAGGCACAGCGUGGCACCACCAGAAUAUCUUCCGAUGGUGUCGAUGCCUGCACAGCAGGCACAGCGUGGAACCACCAGAAGAUCUUCCGAUGGUGUCGAUGCCUGCACAGCAGGCACAGCGUGGCACCACCAGAAGAUCUUCCGAUGGUGUCGAUGCCUGCACAGCAGGCACAGCGUGGCACCACCAGAAGAUCUUCCGAUGGUGUCGAUGCCUGCACAGCAGGCACAGCGUGGCACCACCAGAAGAUCUUCCGAUGGUGUCGAUGCCUGCACAGCAGGCACAGCGUGGCACCACCAGAAUAUCUUCCGAUGGUGUCGAUGCCUGCACAGCAGGCACAGCGUGGUACCACCAGAAGAUCUUCCGAUGGUGUCGAUGCCUGCACAGCAGGCACAGCGUGGCACCACCAGAAGAUCUUCCGAUGGUGUCGAUGCCUGCACAGCAGGCACAGCGUGGCACCACCAGAAUAUCUUCCGAUGGUGUCGAUGCCUGCACAGCAGGCACAGCGUGGCACCACCAGAAGAUCUUCCGAUGGUGUCGAUGCCUGCACAGCAGGCACAGCGUGGCACCACCAGAAUAUCUUCCGAUGGUGUCGAUGCCUGCACAGCAGGCACAGCGUGGCACCACCAGAAGAUCUUCCGAUGGUGUCGAUGCCUGCACAGCAGGCACAGCGUGGCACCACCAGAAUAUCUUCCGAUGGUGUCGAUGCCUGCACAGCAGGCACAGCGUGGCACCACCAGAAGAUCUUCCGAUGGUGUCGAUGCCUGCACAGCAGGCACAGCGUGGCACCACCAGAAGAUCUUCCGAUGGUGUCGAUGCCUGCACAGCAGGCACAGCGUGGCACCACCAGAAGAUCUUCCGAUGGUGUCGAUGCCUGCACAGCAGGCACAGCGUGGCACCACCAGAAUAUCUUCCGAUGGUGUCGAUGCCUGCACAGCAGGCACAGCGUGGCACCACCAGAAGAUCUUCCGAUGGUGUCGAUGCCUGCACAGCAGGCACAGCGUGGCACCACCAGAAUAUCUUCCGAUGGUGUCGAUGCCUGCACAGCAGGCACAGCGUGGCACCACCAGAAUAUCUUCCGAUGGUGUCGAUGCCUGCACAGCAGGCACAGCGUGGCACCACCAGAAGAUCUUCCGAUGGUGUCGAUGCCUGCACAGCAGGCACAGCGUGGCACCACCAGAAGAUCUUCCGAUGGUGUCGAUGCCUGCACAGCAGGCACAGCGUGGCACCACCAGAAGAUCUUCCGAUGGUGUCGAUGCCUGCACAGCAGGCACAGCGUGGCACCACCAGAAGAUCUUCCGAUGGUGUCGAUGCCUGCACAGCAGGCACAACGUGGCACCACCAGAAGAUCUUCCGAUGGUGUCGAUGCCUGCACAGCAGGCACAGCGUGGCACCACCAGAAGAUCUUCCGAUGGUGUCGAUGCCUGCACAGCAGGCACAGCGUGGAACCACCAGAAGAUCUUCCGAUGGUGUCGAUGCCUGCACAGCAGGCACAGCGUGGCACCACCAGAAGAUCUUCCGAUGGUGUCGAUGCCUGCACAGCAGGCACAGCGUGGCACCACCAGAAGAUCUUCCGAUGGUGUCGAUGCCUGCACAGCAGGCACAGCGUGGCACCACCAGAAGAUCUUCCGAUGGUGUCGAUGCCUGCACAGCAGGCACAGCGUGGCACCACCAGAAUAUCUUCCGAUGGUGUCGAUGCCUGCACAGCAGGCACAGCGUGGCACCACCAGAAGAUCUUCCGAUGGUGUCGAUGCCUGCACAGCAGGCACAGCGUGGCACCACCAGAAGAUCUUCCGAUGGUGUCGAUGCCUGCACAGCAGGCACAGCGUGGCACCACCAGAAUAUCUUCCGAUGGUGUCGAUGCCUGCACAGCAGGCACAGCGUGGCACCACCAGAAGAUCUUCCGAUGGUGUCGAUGCCUGCACAGCAGGCACAGCGUGGCACCACCAGAAUAUCUUCCGAUGGUGUCGAUGCCUGCACAGCAGGCACAGCGUGGCACCACCAGAAUAUCUUCCGAUGGUGUCGAUGCCUGCACAGCAGGCACAGCGUGGCACCACCAGAAGAUCUUCCGAUGGUGUCGAUGCCUGCACAGCAGGCACAGCGUGGCACCACCAGAAGAUCUUCCGAUGGUGUCGAUGCCUGCACAGCAGGCACAGCGUGGCACCACCAGAAGAUCUUCCGAUGGUGUCGAUGCCUGCACAGCAGGCACAGCGUGGCACCACCAGAAUAUCUUCCGAUGGUGUCGAUGCCUGCACAGCAGGCACAGCGUGGCACCACCAGAAUAUCUUCCGAUGGUGUCGAUGCCUGCACAGCAGGCACAGCGUGGCACCACCAGAAUAUCUUCCGAUGGUGUCGAUGCCUGCACAGCAGGCACAGCGUGGCACCACCAGAAGAUCUUCCGAUGGUGUCGAUGCCUGCACAGCAGGCACAGCGUGGCACCACCAGAAUAUCUUCCGAUGGUGUCGAUGCCUGCACAGCAGGCACAGCGUGGCACCACCAGAAUAUCUUCCGAUGGUGUCGAUGCCUGCACAGCAGGCACAGCGUGGCACCACCAGAAGAUCUUCCGAUGGUGUCGAUGCCUGCACAGCAGGCACAGCGUGGCACCACCAGAAUAUCUUCCGAUGGUGUCGAUGCCUGCACAGCAGGCACAGCGUGGCACCACCAGAAUAUCUUCCGAUGGUGUCGAUGCCUGCACAGCAGGCACAGCGUGGCACCACCAGAAGAUCUUCCGAUGGUGUCGAUGCCUGCACAGCAGGCACAGCGUGGCACCACCAGAAUAUCUUCCGAUGGUGUCGAUGCCUGCACAGCAGGCACAGCGUGGCACCACCAGAAUAUCUUCCGAUGGUGUCGAUGCCUGCACAGCAGGCACAGCGUGGCACCACCAGAAUAUCUUCUGAUGGUGUCGAUGCCUGCACAGCAGGCACAGCGUGGCACCACCAGAAUAUCUUCCGAUGGUGUCGAUGCCUGCACAGCAGGCACAGCGUGGCACCACCAGAAUAUCUUCCGAUGGUGUCGAUGCCUGCACAGCAGGCACAGCGUGGCACCACCAGAAUAUCUUCCGAUGGUGUCGAUGCCUGCACAGCAGGCACAGCGUGGCACCACCAGAAUAUCUUCCGAUGGUGUCGAUGCCUGCACAGCAGGCACAGCGUGGCACCACCAGAAGAUCUUCCGAUGGUGUCGAUGCCUGCACAGCAGGCACAGCGUGGCACCACCAGAAGAUCUUCCGAUGGUGUCGAUGCCUGCACAGCAGGCACAGCGUGGCACCACCAGAAUAUCUUCCGAUGGUGUCGAUGCCUGCACAGCAGGCACAGCGUGGCACCACCAGAAUAUCUUCCGAUGGUGUCGAUGCCUGCACAGCAGGCACAGCGUGGCACCACCAGAAUAUCUUCCGAUGGUGUCGAUGCCUGCACAGCAGGCACAGCGUGGCACCACCAGAAUAUCUUCCGAUGGUGUCGAUGCCUGCACAGCAGGCACAGCGUGGCACCACCAGAAUAUCUUCCGAUGGUGUCGAUGCCUGCACAGCAGGCACAGCGUGGCACCACCAGAAGAUCUUCCGAUGGUGUCGAUGCCUGCACAGCAGGCACAGCGUGGCACCACCAGAAGAUCUUCCGAUGGUGUCGAUGCCUGCACAGCAGGCACAGCGUGGCACCACCAGAAGAUCUUCCGAUGGUGUCGAUGCCUGCACAGCAGGCACAGCGUGGCACCACCAGAAGAUCUUCCGAUGGUGUCGAUGCCUGCACAGCAGGCACAGCGUGGCACCACCAGAAUAUCUUCCGAUGGUGUCGAUGCCUGCACAGCAGGCACAGCGUGGCACCACCAGAAGAUCUUCCGAUGGUGUCGAUGCCUGCACAGCAGGCACAGCGUGGCACCACCAGAAUAUCUUCCGAUGGUGUCGAUGCCUGCACAGCAGGCACAGCGUGGCACCACCAGAAUAUCUUCCGAUGGUGUCGAUGCCUGCACAGCAGGCACAGCGUGGCACCACCAGAAUAUCUUCCGAUGGUGUCGAUGCCUGCACAGCAGGCACAGCGUGGCACCACCAGAAUAUCUUCCGAUGGUGUCGAUGCCUGCACAGCAGGCACAGCGUGGCACCACCAGAAUAUCUUCCGAUGGUGUCGAUGCCUGCACAGCAGGCACAGCGUGGCACCACCAGAAUAUCUUCCGAUGGUGUCGAUGCCUGCACAGCAGGCACAGCGUGGCACCACCAGAAUAUCUUCCGAUGGUGUCGAUGCCUGCACAGCAGGCACAGCGUGGCACCACCAGAAGAUCUUCCGAUGGUGUCGAUGCCUGCACAGCAGGCACAGCGUGGCACCACCAGAAGAUCUUCCGAUGGUGUCGAUGCCUGCACAGCAGGCACAGCGUGGCACCACCAGAAUAUCUUCCGAUGGUGUCGAUGCCUGCACAGCAGGCACAGCGUGGCACCACCAGAAGAUCUUCCGAUGGUGUCGAUGCCUGCACAGCAGGCACAGCGUGGCACCACCAGAAUAUCUUCCGAUGGUGUCGAUGCCUGCACAGCAGGCACAGCGUGGCACCACCAGAAGAUCUUCCGAUGGUGUCGAUGCCUGCACAGCAGGCACAGCGUGGCACCACCAGAAUAUCUUCCGAUGGUGUCGAUGCCUGCACAGCAGGCACAGCGUGGCACCACCAGAAGAUCUUCCGAUGGUGUCGAUGCCUGCACAGCAGGCACAGCGUGGCACCACCAGAAUAUCUUCCGAUGGUGUCGAUGCCUGCACAGCAGGCACAGCGUGGCACCACCAGAAUAUCUUCCGAUGGUGUCGAUGCCUGCACAGCAGGCACAGCGUGGCACCACCAGAAUAUCUUCCGAUGGUGUCGAUGCCUGCACAGCAGGCACAGCGUGGCACCACCAGAAUAUCUUCCGAUGGUGUCGAUGCCUGCACAGCAGGCACAGCGUGGCACCACCAGAAGAUCUUCCGAUGGUGUCGAUGCCUGCACAGCAGGCACAGCGUGGCACCACCAGAAGAUCUUUUACCUGUUUCCAUUCUGGAUGCGUCCUUCACUCUGUUUCUCCAAACCCAUACAACCCGCUAUUCUCCCCCCGGGAUGGUGGGCGGAUUUGAUUCAACAGAGAGCAGAGGAGGCGAAACACGGCGCUGCCAAGAAUCUGAUCAGAAUCAAAGAGCGUUCUGCUGACGUGGCGUCCAGCCUGGCUGGCAGCGUGGCAGACGGCAGCCUGCAGCGGUUGGUGGUGGAGAAGGCAGAGGAAGCUGCCAGGAAGGUGCAGAAGCUGCAGGAUAUGGGUUUCGAGCGGGCGGCGGGGGAAUUGAAGGAAGGUGCAAGGAUGGUGCGGCAGCUAAUGGGAGGGGAGGUGGCGAGGAGGAUCGAGGGACUGCGGUCGGGCAAGAUGUUGGUCCCUAAAAAGAACCGUCUCUUGGUCUACAAGUACCUCUUCAGCGAGGGAGUCCUGUUCGCGGAGAAGGACUUCAACCUGCCCAAGCACCCCGAGCUCGAGGUCCCCAACCUGCAAGUGAUCAAGCUGAUGCAGAGCUUCAAGUCGAAGGGGUUUGUGCGCGAGACGUUCGCGUGGCGGCACUACUACUGGUACCUCACCAACGAGGGCAUCGAGCACCUGCGCGACUACCUCAACCUCCCCUCUGAGAUCGUACCCGCCACCCUCAAGAAGUCCUCCCGCCCGCCCGGCCGCCCCAUGGGCGCUGGCGGCGACCGCCCUCCCCGCCGUUUCGAGGGUGGAAGGGGCUAUGGGGAUCGCGAGGGAUACCGCGGGUACGGUGCCGGUGGUGACGACAAGGCCGCCGCAACGGUGCUUCAGUCUUGA